Molecule: messenger RNA, 519 nt
Organism: Cercopithifilaria johnstoni
Lineage: Eukaryota; Metazoa; Nematoda; Chromadorea; Rhabditida; Onchocercidae
Source: the annotation of a GenBank genome assembly
AUGCUGUCAUCUCUCAUCACUAAAUAUUUGAUUGCUCUAGCAAUAGUAACAUUACUAUCAAUUGCUAAAACCAAUGCGCAAUUUCGUCUUAAUUUUUUAUCAUACAACAACGUCGCAGGCGACGGAUCGUUGAACAAUUUGGCGGCAAGACCCAAUGGGCAACAACCUCCUCCUCCUGCUCAAGCACAAGCUCAAACAACAUUGAAUCCUCUUGGCCCAUAUUCUUCUGCAUUUGGUUUGGGUUUGCUUGCAGGUAGCUUUAUUGGAGGCUCUCCAUAUUCUUAUUUUCCUUACAGUGGAUACGGAGUAUAUGGUUCUUAUACACCGUAUAGUUCUUAUACGCCGUAUAGUUCUUAUACACCGUAUAGUUCUUAUACACCGUAUAGUUCUUAUAUACCGUAUAGUUCUUAUAUACCGUACAGUUCUUAUGUACCGUACAAUACAUGGACGCAUCAUUAUUAUGAUCCGUAUUAUUACUAUUAUUAUCGUGGUUAUUAUAGUAGUUAUUAUCGUGGUUAA